AUGAAGCCUUGCCACUUUGAUAAGCAUGGCCGUCUUCGGAUAUUGGCUAUCGAUGACGACUCUGUCAACCUGAUGGUGAUUGAGUCUGUGCUGAAGUCCACGGGUUGGAGCAUCGUCCCGGCAAUAGACGGCUCAGAAGCCUACUCUGCUGUUGAUGAUGAGGAUACCUGGCCGGACCUCGUGCUACUGGACUAUAAUCUUGAAGUUGGAGAUAGCGGGGAGGCAGUCCUUGCAAAAUUGCGCAGCAGGUUUGGCACGGCUAACGUGCCGAUCGUGAUGUGCACCGCCAUGUCAGCCAACUCGGUGGAGCUGGAGCACUGUUUGUCAGCUGGCGCAGUCGACGUACUUUUUAAGCCAUAUGAACGUGAUCGCGUUAUGGAAAUGGUCAAGAAGCACUGCCCUGGCAAAAUGGCACCCCCGCCGGCACCAGCUCCCCCCCCUCCCCCGGCCACCGCAUCUCCACCUGCCACUGUCCCGGCGCCAGCUCCAGCACCCGCUCCCGCGGCCCCGCCCCCGCCGCCUCCACCGCCAACUGAACCUGACGUGGAAUCCUUCUGCGCUGGCCUUGACUUGCAAUAUGUGGGAAAGAAACUAAAAGAGCAGGGCGUCUCGUUGAAGGACCUGGCAGGACUUGACGACACGGGGCUGCGCAAGCUGGGCGUGGUCGUCAAAUCGCAGCGCGAUAAGAUUCUUGAGGCAGCAAAGACGCUAUGA
Volvox carteri f. nagariensis is the source of this 714-nucleotide messenger RNA. RefSeq lists its product as uncharacterized. The transcript has a single exon. Bases 1 to 714 code for a protein of 237 amino acids. The record is from RefSeq and is a predicted model, not a curated record. NCBI's taxonomy places the organism in Eukaryota, Viridiplantae, Chlorophyta, Chlorophyceae, Chlamydomonadales, Volvocaceae. Gene Ontology annotation, biological process: phosphorelay signal transduction system.